GUUUGUGUGUGAGUGUGUGGAGGGGAGGGGGGGCCAGGGAAGGAAGUUCCGGUCUCCGCGACGCUGGGUCGGUGGCGGCGACUUGGGCAUAGGAGGAGGAGGAGGAGCAGGCCGCGGAGGGUUUACGCUGCUUCGGUAUUGUUCUAUAAAGUUUGGUAGGAAAAGGAUCUACUUAUUGAAGCCCUCUUGACAUAGAAAGAGAUGUGGGGGGAUUCUCGAUCUGCUAACAGAACAGGACCAUUUCGUGGGAGCCAAGAAGAAAGGUUUGCUCCCGGGUGGAACAGGGACUAUCCUCCUCCUCCCCUUAAGAGUCAUGCUCAAGAGAGACACUCUGGCAACUUUCCUGGCAGAGAUUCACUUCCCUUUGAUUUCCAGGGGCAUUCAGGACCUCCUUUUGCAAAUGUAGAGGAGCAUUCUUUCAGCUAUGGCGCUAGAGAUGGACCACACGGUGACUAUCGAGGAGGGGAGGGACCUGGACAUGAUUUUAGGGGAGACUUUUCCUCUUCUGACUUCCAGGGCAGAGAUUCAUCACAGUUGGACUUCAGGAAUAGGGACAUGCAUUCUGGGGAUUUUCGAGAUAGAGAAGGACCACCUAUGGAUUAUAGAGGUGGAGAUGGUACUCCUAUGGAUUAUAGAAGUAGGGAGACACCUCAUAUGAACUACAGAGACAGGGAGGCUCACACCAUUGACUUCAGAAAUAGGGAUGUUCCUCCAUCUGACUUUAGGGGACGAGGCACUUAUGACUUAGAUUUUAGAGGCCGAGAUGGAUCUCAUGCUGAUUAUAGGGGAAGAGAUUUAUCAGAUUUAGAUUUUAGGUCCAGAGACCAAUCUCGUCCUGAUUUCAGGAAUAGAGAUAUAUCUGAUUUGGACUUCAGGGAUAAAGACAGAACACAGGUAGACUUUAGAGGCCGAGGUCCAGGUACUACUGAUCUAGACUUUAGGAAUAGGGAUACACCACAUACAGAUUUCAGAGGGAGACACCGGUCCAGGACUGAUCAAGAUUUUAGGGGCAGAGAGGUGGGACCUGGUAUGGAAUUUAAAGAUAGGGACAUGCCACCUGUGGAUCCAAAAAUUUUGGAUUACAUUCAGCCAUCUACACAAGACAGAGACCAUUCAGAUAUGAAUGUGAGCAAGAGAGAAGAAUCCACACAUGACCAUACUGUCGAAAGGCCUGCUUUUGGUGUUCAGAAGGGAGAAUUUGAGCAUUCAGAAACAAGAGAAGGAGAAACACAAAGUGUAGUUUUUGAACAUGAGUCCCCAGCAGACUUUCAAAACAGCCAGAGUCCAAUUCAAGGCCAAGACAAGCCACAGCUUUCUGGAAGUGAACAGCAGAGUUCAGAUGCUGGUCUGUUUAAAGAAGAAGGUGAUUUGGACUUUCUUGGUCGACAAGACACUGAUUACAGAAGCAUGGAGUACUGUGAUGUGGAUCACAGGUUACCUGGAAGCCAGAUUUUUGGCUAUGGCCAGAGCAAGUCUUUUCCACAGGGCAAAACUGCCCGAGAUGCACCACGGGACCUUCAGGAUCAAGAUUAUAGAACUGGCCCAAGUGAUGAGAAUCCUAGCAGGCUCAUUCGAUUAAGUGGGGUACCUGAAAAUGCCACAAAAGAAGAGAUUCUUAAUGCCUUUCGGACUCUUGAUGGCAUGCCUGUAAAGGAGUUGCAGUUGAAGGAGUAUAACACAGGUUACGACUAUGGCUAUGUCUGCGUGGAGUUUUCACUCUUGGAAGAUGCCAUCGGAUGCAUGGAGGCCAACCAGGGAACUCUAAUGAUCCAUGACAAAGAGGUCAUCCUUGAGUAUGUACCAAGCCCAGAUUUCUGGUACUGCAAACGAUGUAAGGCCAGUACUGGUGGACAUCAGUCUUCAUGUUCAUUCUGCAAGGGUCCAAGGGAAGAGGUCAAGCAAGAAUUAGUAACCUACCCUCAACCUCAGAAAACAUCUGUACCACCAUCAUCAGAGAAACAGCCCAACCAGCCCCCACGGCCAGCUGAUAAGGAACAUGAACCCAGGAAGCGGGAAGAAGGUCCAGAAUCACACUUGGGACAUCAAAAGAGAGAAACAGAAAGAUACUUCCCUCAUUCUCGAAGGGAAGGGCUUACUUUCCGAAGAGACCGAGAAAAGGAGCCAUGGUCUGGAGAGACACGCCAGGAUGGAGAGAGCAAAACAAUCAUGCUAAAACGCAUCUAUCGCUCUACUCCACCUGAGGUGAUAGUUGAAGUGCUAGAGCCUUAUGUCCGCCUUACCACUGCCAACGUCCGUAUCAUCAAGAACAGAACUGGACCCAUGGGCCACACCUAUGGCUUUAUAGACCUUGAUUCCCAUGCGGAAGCUCUUCGGGUAGUGAAGAUCUUGCAAAACCUUGAUCCACCAUUUAGCAUUGAUGGGAAGAUGGUAGCCGUAAACCUGGCCACUGGAAAACGAAGAAACGAUUCUGGGGACCAUUCUGACCACAUGCAUUAUUAUCAGGGUAAAAAAUAUUUCCGAGAUAGGAGAGGAAGUGGCAGAAAUUCUGAUUGGUCCUCAGAAACAAAUAGACAAGGGCAACAGUCAUCAUCUGACUGCUACAUAUAUGAUUCUGCUACUGGCUACUAUUAUGACCCCUUGGCGGAAACUUAUUAUGACCCCAACACCCAGCAAGAAGUCUAUGUGCCCCAGGACCCUGGGUCACCUGAGGAAGAAGAGACCAAGGAAAAGAAAUCCAUCAGUCAAGGAAAGUCAAGUAACAAAAAAGAAGUAUCUAAAAGAGAUAACAAAGAGAAAAAAGACAGAGGAGUGACAAAGUUUCAGGAAAGUUCCAGUGAGGGGAAGGAACCCCCAGAAGAUGUUUUUAAGAAGCCCUUGCCUCCCACUGUGAAGAAGGAAGAGAGUCCCCCUCCACCUAAGGUGGUAAACCCACUCAUUGGCCUCCUGGGUGAAUAUGGAGGAGACAGUGACUAUGAGGAGGAAGAGGAAGAAGAACAGACCCCCGUUGUGCAACUUCGAGCAGCACAGCCCCAGCAGCGGGAGGAGCUGACCAAGAAGGAGAAUGAAGAAGACAAACUCACUGAUUGGAAUAAACUGGCGUGUCUGCUAUGCAGAAGGCAGUUUCCUAAUAAAGAAGUUCUACUUAAGCACCAGCAGCUGUCAGACCUGCACAAGCAAAACCUAGAAAUCCACCGAAAAAUAAAACAGUCUGAGCAGGAACUAGCAUAUCUAGAGAAGCGAGAACGUGAGGGACGGUUUAAAGAAAGAGGAAAUGAUCGAAAAGACAAGUUCCAAUCUUUUGACUCUCCAGAAAGGAAACGGAUUAAAUACUCCAGAGACACUGACAGUGAUCGAAAACCUGUUGAUGUAGAAGACACCGACACUAGUGGCAAAGGAGGCUAUGUUCAGCAAGCCGCUGGGUGGAGGAAAGGGAGUGGUUUGGGAUACGGUCAUCCUGGACUGGGUUCAUCAGAAGAGACUGAAGGCCGGAUGAGGGGGCCCAGUGUUGGGGCCCCAGGAAGAACCAGCAAGAGACAGUCCAAUGAGACUUACCGAGAUGCUGUUCGAAGAGUUAUGUUUGCUCGGUAUAAAGAACUUGACUAAGAAUGGGGACAAGUCCACAGGACAUAACCUCCUUUCUUUUGUUUCUCCAUCUCUCCUUUUGUUUUGUUACUGUUCUUGCUGCUAGAACUUUUUUAAAUAAACUUUUUUUCAAUGUGA
Messenger RNA from Jaculus jaculus (lesser Egyptian jerboa), 3681 nucleotides. It is a transcript of the gene Rbm6, whose product is annotated as RNA binding motif protein 6. Lineage: Eukaryota; Metazoa; Chordata; Mammalia; Rodentia; Dipodidae. Gene Ontology annotation, biological process: mRNA splicing, via spliceosome. The coding region runs from base 202 to 3564 and encodes 1120 amino acids. Gene Ontology annotation, molecular function: RNA binding. Gene Ontology annotation, cellular component: nucleus. The transcript has 21 exons. The record is from RefSeq and is a predicted model, not a curated record.